AUGAGACUCAUAAACACACAUACUCUUCAGCUUGAGUUUUAUUCUGGCGGAUCACGUCGGUAUGCCAUCCUAUCCCACGUCUGGGGUGAGGAUGAGGUCACUUUCCAAGAUGUUGCUUCUGGUGAUCCCGAGGAAGCGCUUCAUCUUGAACGUUAUAGCAAGCUACGCGAGAGCUGUAGAAUGGCACGCUCUCUUAAGCUGGACUAUUUAUGGAUAGAUACUUGCUGUAUCGAUAAAAGUAGCAGUGCCGAGCUUUCGGAAGCUAUCAACUCGAUGUUUCGUUGGUAUGCUGAAUCGACCAUCUGUAUCGCCUUUCUUGAAGACGUUCCCUCCUCAGAGUCUGAAGAGGAAUGGAGAAAGACAUUUUUAAACAGCCGUUGGUUUACCAGAGGCUGGACACUUCAAGAGCUCAUCGCACCAGGAAAGGUCAUCUUUUACGGACGAGACUGGCAGCGGCUGGGUAGCAGAGCUGAGCUCAAAGAAGACAUAAAGAGUGCCACUGGGAUCAAUUACGAGCUUCUCGAUACAACACAUCAUAUGGCGGAGAUCAGGCAAAGUCAGCUUGGUGAGUUUUCUGUCGCUCAGAAGAUGUUCUGGGCUGCUGGGCGUGAAACAACGAGGCCAGAAGACAUCGCUUAUUGCCUUCUGGGUAUAUUCGAUAUUAACAUGCCUUUGCUCUACGGGGAAGGUCAAGUCAAAGCUUUCAAGCGGUUACAAGAAGAGAUCCUUAAAUCUACCGAUGAUGAGUCUAUUUUUGCUUGGCGGCAGCCUCGAUAUCGGGUCGAUGGGAAAACGUAUUGGAGCCUUCUGGCAAACAGCCCUUCCGCUUUCGAUCUCGGCCAGACCUCAAAAGAUCUCAAUGGCAUGGUGCCUCAGAUAUCCAAAUACCUAUCUCUUAGGUCUGGAAGUUCAAUGUCUAUGACAAACCGUGGCCUGGAUUUAGAGCUUCCAUUAACACCGUUCCCAAUUGAUACGUCAGGGACCAUUUUCUUGGCCUUCUUGAAUUGCGAGUUUCGAAGGGGCCAGACAUCCAUCAACCCGGCUAUCCUCCUUCAGAGGGCAGCGUGGGACAGAAACUCACAUUUUGUGCGAAUUCGACCAGACAUAUUAGCGUUGUCCAUGAUGAACAGCAUCAUUCUUCCUGAUGAACUCUUGAACAUGAUACGGAGUGGUCAAAACGAUGUUUUGCAAGAGGCCAUUCCGCGACAGAUCUUCGUGCCACAUAGUACUCCGGGCCUACGAUAUUUGAAGGGUGUGAUAUUUCGCCCGGAGAUAAAGGGUCUUGCAAAGGAGAGUAAGAUGGUUGUCAGACACCUGGUCCUUCGCUUGGAUCAUUACAAGCAUCCAUCGUUCUGGGAGUGUUGGAGCUUGACCUAGGCAGUUCAGAUUCCACGCAGUGCUUGGUCAUGGGAUUAGAGCCCUUGCCCCCAAACCCGUUUCAAACGAUGCCUCUUUACUUCUCACCGUGGUACGCAUUUGAAGAACAUACUUGGAUUGCAAAUCAGGACUUUUCAAGAGUUUUGGACAAAACAC
Molecule: messenger RNA, 1533 nt
Organism: Fusarium verticillioides 7600
Lineage: Eukaryota; Fungi; Ascomycota; Sordariomycetes; Hypocreales; Nectriaceae
Exons: 2
Coding region: 1-1377 (458 amino acids)
Source: RefSeq, a predicted model, not a curated record